Urocitellus parryii (Arctic ground squirrel) is the source of this 951-nucleotide messenger RNA. Its product is annotated as spindlin-2-like. Lineage: Eukaryota; Metazoa; Chordata; Mammalia; Rodentia; Sciuridae. Gene Ontology annotation, biological process: gamete generation. The record is from RefSeq and is a predicted model, not a curated record.
UGCCUCAGAAUCUUCGCCCCUUACCUCUUGCAAACACUCAUUUGGCUGGGCUGGUCGCCUGCUGCGCUUCCUGCAUCACAGGCUUACAGCCAAGGCAGCAGUGAGGUGUCCGAUUGGGACACGUGAAGACUUGGAUCCCAGACGGUGGGGAGGAAUGAAAAUGCACCACAAAAAGACAGCUGCAAGACAGCAAACCAGGGAGGCUCCAGGUCACCACACCAAUUCUACAACCUUCAGGAAGAGAAAGGCCUCACAAAAGAAGCAGAGGAGGAGAUCUUCACAGUCCCAGAGGAACAUCGUGGGCCGCAGAAUUUCUCAUGGAUGGAAGGAAAGUGAUGAGCCCAUCACCCAGUGGAAAGGAACUGUUUUGGAUCAGGUGCCUAUAAAUCCCUCUCUUUAUCUGGUGAAAUAUGAUGGAAUUGACUGUGUCUAUGGACUGGAACUUCACAGAGAUGAAAGGAUUUUAAAGCUUAAAAUCCUUCCUGAUAAGGUGCCACUUUUUCAAGUCAGAGAUGUGCACUUUGAAAAUACCAUAAUUGGCAAAGCAGUGGAACACAUGUUUGAGGGUGAGCAUGGUUCUAAGGAUGAAUGGAGGGGGAUGGUCCUAGCCCAAGCACCUAUCAUGAAAACCUGGUUUUAUAUUACCUAUGAGAAAGAUCCUGUCCUGUACAUGUACCAGCUUCUAGAUGAUUAUAAAGAAGGUGACCUCCGUAUCAUGCCAGAGUCCAGUGAGUCUUCUCCAACAGAAAGGGAGCCAGAAGGAGUUAUAGAUGGCCUGAUAGGUAAACAUGUGGAAUAUACCAAAGAAGAUGGCUCCAAAAGGUCAGGCAAAGUCAUUCUUCAAGUUAAAGCCAAACCUUCUGUGUAUUUCAUCAAGUUUGAUGAUGAUUUCCACAUCUAUGUCUAUGAUUUGGUCAAAAAGUCCUACUAGGGUAAAAUCUGCCAAGUGUG